AUGUCACUCACGAGCUUUUCUCCCUACAUGUUGCUUGACUAUAACAGUGAGAUUAAUGAAAUACUAAUUCCUAUUAUUCAAUCCAAGCAACAAGGAGCAUUUAUUGGUUAUGAGAAGAAGAAUGUGUCCAUCUCAGAAAUUUCAUCCCUUUUGCUGAACAUUUUUGCAAACUAUCCCAGCAAUGGUUUUAAUGAAACAAUAACAGUCUACGACUUUAUGAUGCUCUAUUUGAAUCAAGAAAGAUUUACGGAGGCCUUUGUGGAACUGUGCUACUCGUUCAUUGAUCGAUGUGAAGAGUCGUAUCAGGAAGGAGAACGGAGCUUUUCUUACUUUUUUGCUGCAGCCCUUCCGAUCUAUUUCACCGUGGCUCUCAUUUUGAUUAUUCUGUUGCGAGCACGUUAUGCAGACUUGAAAAGCAUGCUUAGAAUGUAUGAAAAACAAAUCUCCAAAGACCUUGUUGGAAAAGCAUAUCAAGGACUCGCGAAAAAGAUUACUGAAACCCAAACAUUGAAUUCCUCACAACCCUUUUGGAGAAGAGCAAAAACAUUAGUGGUGUUACGUAUUUCAUUUAUUUUCUGCAGUAUUGUAUUAUCCAUGAUGAUGAUGUUUGUAGAAUUGAAAUUGAACUCAGGACUCGGAUUUGUCACACUUAAAAGUGUUAAGAAAACGGUGAACACCUUGGUGCUUGGUCAAGCCAUUAAUUUUAGAAUGGGAGAGCUGUUUAUAUUUAAUGAGCUUUCAAAAUCUCAAUUGAACUCGAACCAACUAUUGAGCUCUCAAGACACUCUGGAACAGUAUCGAAAUUUUACUCGAUUCAAUAUAACGGAAAUGAGAGGACAUUUCAAUGAUUUAAUUUUUGGAAAAGUUGGAGAGUCUGAACCAGUGUUAGGAUCCUCGAGAAAAUUCGACGCUAUCAUUAAUGGAAACUCGUGUUCAUCAACUGGUUGCACAAAUACAAGUAUGCUCUCGAUAUUUGAUAACCUUGCAAUUUCAGUGAGCAAGUAUAACGAAGAAAUGAAUUUGAACUCGGUAUCCACACGAGAAUUACUAUUCAAAAACUUACAAAUUGACAAAUUCAUGCAAAACCUCUCUGAAGAUUUGCUCGAUUUUUUAGCCAUUUUCACACUCACAAGGGCUCAACCUUCGGUUGUGUUAUUGAUUGUCUUCUUCAUCUUUGGCUUCUUGUCAUGUACUGUUUUAUGGUAUCUCAUUUAUGGAAAUAUUACAAGUUUCCGUGAGGAGGUUCAUCACAUUCGAUUACUUCUCAAUUAUAUUGGCUUUGACUAUAUUGAUUCAAACAAAGUCUUGAAAAACUUUGUUCUUUAUAAUGAUCUUCCAGUGAAGAGGACAUUCUUAGGAAGUAGUCGAAGCAAAAUAACACCUCUUGACUCUGGAGAAGAAAUCAAGCUCAAUAGCAUUCUCAAUGCAGCUGUAGAUGGAAUCGUACUGUGCAAUGCUGAUUGUGAUAUUCAAUUAUUCAAUCCUGCUGCACAACGUAUGUUUGGAUGUCAGCAAAGUGAUGCCAUUGGAUCAUGCUUAUUCUCUUUGUUUGAUUCAAAUUCUCAAGUGGAAAAGAUCAUUCGCGACAUGAUCAAAAUAUGUAACGACUCUAAAGGUAACACAAACGGAGAAACCGUCGAAGUGGAUGCCAUACGAAAGAAUCAAACAAAAUUUCCAACUCGAAUUGAUAUUUUUACAACUUUGUUCGAUGGAAAACCAUUAGUAUCCAUCAUGAUUAAGGACAUUACUUCAGAAAAAAAGCAAAAUGCGCUUCUAGCUCAGGAAAAACAAAAAUCCGAAGCUCUUCUUAAGAAUAUACUUCCUGACAGUGUGGCCCAGCAAUUAAAAGCUGGAGAGACUUUUAUUGCAGAAAAGAUCAAUGAUAUCACGUGCUUUUUUAGUGACAUGGUAGAAUUCACUUCUUUAAGUUCAAAUCUCAAUUCCACGCAAUUAGUGAAAAUGCUCAAUACUGUGGUGAAUGGUUGUGACUUGUUGACAGAAAAACAUCAACUUGAAAAAAUCAAAACCAUUGGAGAUGCCUAUUUUUGUGUGGGUGGUAUUGGCAAUACUCAAUCAGAUCAUCCAGAAAGAACAUUACGAUUUGGAUUGGACAUUUUCACAGUAUUAAGGGAAUUUAAUUUGAAAAAUUGGCGCGAUAUUGGACGACAAAUUAACGUACGAGUUGGAAUUAAUACUGGACCAGUGGUUGGAGGAGUUAUUGGAACAAAGAAGUUCGCCUAUGAUUUGUGGGGAGAUACCAUCAAUGUUGCUUCAAGAAUGGAAUCCACUUCAUUGUCUGGAAGAAUUCAAAUAUCUCGUUCCACCUAUGAACGUGUAUGGGACAUUAUGGGUCUUUCCUAUGAAGAAAGAAAUGUUCAAGUGAAAGGAAAGGGACUUUGUACCACUUAUUUAGUCGAUGCCAAACAUCAUGUCAAUCCAAUCGUGGAAUUCGAGAAUGAAGAGGAGGUUGUUUCCUCAAAAGAUAUUCCAGUGGAUAAAACCAAUAUUUCAGAUAUUUAA
Naegleria fowleri is the source of this 2520-nucleotide messenger RNA. RefSeq lists its product as uncharacterized. The transcript is spliced from 2 exons. Gene Ontology annotation, biological process: intracellular signal transduction; receptor guanylyl cyclase signaling pathway; cGMP biosynthetic process. NCBI's taxonomy places the organism in Eukaryota, Heterolobosea, Eutetramitea, Acrasida, Naegleriidae. Gene Ontology annotation, molecular function: peptide receptor activity; guanylate cyclase activity. The record is from RefSeq and is a predicted model, not a curated record. The coding region runs from base 1 to 2520 and encodes 839 amino acids.